UCAACAUCUCUCUCUCUCUCUCUCUCUCUCUCUCCCCUGUCGUGUGUUUACUUCUCAGUGGUUAUGGUAAAGUGGGGUGAGGUUAGGUUAGUUCUUUAUGUCAUGUUGUACCAAUUGGGUUAUAGUUGAUUCUGACGCUCGAAUUCUUGAUCAAGUCUGACUUUGAUGUAUGUAUGUAUGUAUGUAUGUAUGUAUGUAUGUAUGUUUGUGGUGGUUUAGUCAGAUGCAUUUCGGGUUAGGACAACUCUUUGUUUUAACCAUUGUUUUAUACGUUCUAUUAUUAUGUCAUUUAUUACAUGUGCUUGUAAUUUGAAUGUCUCACAGAAGAACCUGUCCUCUUACCAGUUACGUCGGAAUUUAGCCGUUUGCCCGUAUGGCCGAAAACUGACGUAAUUUGAAAAUAAACAAAAAAUUCAAAAUAAAUUGGGAAAUUUUUUUCCGAAACAGUAAGUUAAGAGUCCUCUGGUAGGUUAAGAGGGCAGGAAAAUCUCCUAAAGCUUCAAAACAUCAUGAAAAACGUUAAUUGAAAGUUUGCUCACUUAACCAAACAGACUAAGUUCAAGGACCCCAGACAGAAAACGGGAAAAGCAUUACCCUCGUGAGCCGAUUUAAUUUCAAAUUACGUCAGUUUUUUUUUUUUUUUUUUGCCAUAGCGCGAAAUGCGACGUUAUUUUGAGAGGACGGGUUGGCGUUAGCGAAGUCCAUGUGCGUUACUUCUACCGUGAGUCCUUUGUCUGAAUAGCUGGUUACUUUUUCGAAAAAUCUGAGCGGGACUGUUAUGCAGGAUACAUUUGUAACAAAACUCUAUUGCGUUGAUUUCAUUCCAUUGUUCACAGUGAGAUUGUGAAUGAUUCCUUCCUUUUCGGAUUCUCUCCAUAAGCUUUGUAAAUAUGCGAGGUCAGGCUUAUUAGAUAGUAAUUUUCUCCCUCACGUUCUCAUGUCACCCCACGUCCUAACUACGGGCUCACCAUAGCCCGUGCUACUUUGAACUUUUUGUUUCAAGUAGCGAAUCUUUUAACAACAACAACAACAACCCGCGUCCUCAUUACAUUAGUGUUGUAAUGUUGUAAUAAGACUUAGUGUUUUCUCCUGACGCGUCUGCUGGGUCGUUGAGAGCCGCCGCCUCCCUGGCUCCCAGACAUAUCCCAGCCAGGAUGUUCUUCCUGACAUUAGCUAACCUCUGACAUUCACCCGACGUUAGCAGCGUGAACACUUAGCUUUUGUCGGUGCUUUCAUCAGAGCCUCAGGCGUGGCCAGGUGGCAAUCACCCCCGUGACUCAGUCGUUGGCCACGUUACAACCGCCUCUGUGAUUCCCUCGGUGCUUUCAUCAUAUUAAAACGAAGGCUCAAUUGAAGAUGUGUGCACCACUCGAUCGGUCAGGUUAAAGCCGCCACUGGAUGGGUGACUGUGAACUGCCUUAACCUUGGUGUUGGGAAUAGAACCAAUCAACUGCGGGAGGGUUAUUGAGUCCACCACAAUAGCUUAUUAUUACUCAGUGCCAAGCUAUUUUACAGAGAAAAUAAGUAGAUACUUAAUGUACAAAAAGAGUUGAGUGUUACAUCAGUUCUGUCCAGCAUAAAGACCUACACACUACUGAGGUUCUCUACAUGGAUACCUGUUGAAGACACGAGAGGCUGUAGAGGAUGAGGGCGUGGACACUACUGACGGUGGUGAGCCUGGUGGUGGUGGUGGUGCUGCAGCAGCCGUGCCAGGCACAGAUUCAGGUCACCCCGGAGCUCAUCGCGGGCAUCAUCAAAAAACUGGUCAGCUUAUGGAAAAAUGGAGAGUUGGAAUUCAUGGGCCACACCUGCAAGUACAGCUACAAACCCAGAAUCAGCAGUUGGCGCCUAUACUACAUAGGAAAGAUGUGGUGUCCGGGUUGGGCCUCCUUCUCUGGCGAGUCCAAAACUAAGAGUAGAACAGGAUCCAUCGAGCAAGCCACCAAGGACUUCGUCCGGAAAGCCGUAGCGAACAAUCUUAUUACUGCUGAAGCUGCUGGAGAUUGGCUCAAUUAACAGUGUGGAGUUUAGUAGAGUUUACAAUUAAUAGUAAUUCAUAAAGAGUUUAAGACAAGGAACUCGGCAUUCAUACCAUAAGAAUUGAUCGUAUGAAAUAUGAUCCUCUAUAUGAUCCAACAUUCAUGCGUUUAUAAACAGAGGCCAGCCAAUGUUCCUACAAGCAAGCACACCUUGACUAUCGUAUGCUAUCGUAAAAGAACAACUUUACAGGUUUCUGGUAACAGCAUAAUUUUGGUGAGUAACGCAGCCUUAAGAGAAGCUCCAUUCAGUAUAUUAAUUAUGAUGCACAAUAAAUUGAGGUCAAUUAUAGUUAGCAAAGUAGAAGCAAUUAACAUGCAGUACAGACUCCAGUUUUCACUGUAAAACAAACAGUAUUCUCCAGUGUUAAUUAAAUUUGAUUAAAAAUGUAUUUGCAAUAUUUGAUUCCUCCUCCUGC
Procambarus clarkii (red swamp crayfish) is the source of this 2455-nucleotide messenger RNA. Lineage: Eukaryota; Metazoa; Arthropoda; Malacostraca; Decapoda; Cambaridae. The record is from RefSeq and is a predicted model, not a curated record.